AUGGAUAAUGACACAUCUGUAUUUCUUCUUUUGGAUUUCUCAAAAUUUUGGGAGGUACAGAUUAUUUACUUAUCUUUAUUCCUGAUACUUUAUUUAACAACAGUAACUGGGAAUCUUCUCAUUAUUAUUGCUGUUGUCUUUGACCACCAUCUUCACACUCCCAUGUACUUCUUCAUGAUGAAUUUAGCUAUCCAAGACAUUGGUUCAGUUUCAGUAAUUAUUCCUAAAACAGUUUUAAAUUUUCUUACAAAUAUAAGGUACAUUUCUUAUUCUGGAUGUGUUUGUCAGGUUCUUUUGUUUUUCUUUUUCUUAGCCUGUGAUAUUUCCAUCCUUACUAUUAUGGCAUAUGAUCGGUAUAUUGCCAUUUGUAAUCCUUUACAAUAUGAAAUGAUAAUGAACAGGAAAGCCUGCACUAAAAUGGUCGGCAGUGCAUGGAUUGCCAGUUUUCUCAAUGCCAUAUUACACACUACUGCAACAUUCACUAUUCCUUUCUGCUCUAACAUCAUCAAUCAGUUCUAUUGUGAAAUCCCAUAUUUACUUAAGAUUGCAUGUCCUGGUUUAUAUUUAACUGAAAUUGGAAUUAUAAUGUUCAGUUCUACAUUAGCACUUGGUUGUUUUGUCUUUGUCAUUGUUACUUAUAUGCACAUCUUCUCUGCUGUGUUGAAAAUUCCUUCUACCCAAGGAAGGAAAAAAUCCUUUUCUACUUGUUUGCCACACCUUAUAGUCUUUUCCCUAUUUUUGUUUACUGCUUGCUUUGCUUACUUAAGAGACAUAUCAGACAGUCCAUCUCACCUUGAUUUCAUAAUUACAAUUAUGUAUUCCACUAUUCCAUCCAUGUUGAAUCCAAUAAUCUACAGCAUGAGAAACAAGAAGAUCAAAGCUGCUCUUACAAGGCUUUUUGAUAUGUGGUUUAUUUUUUUUUAA
Pantherophis guttatus is the source of this 924-nucleotide messenger RNA. Its product is annotated as olfactory receptor 14L1-like. Gene Ontology annotation, cellular component: membrane. NCBI's taxonomy places the organism in Eukaryota, Metazoa, Chordata, Lepidosauria, Squamata, Colubridae. The record is from RefSeq and is a predicted model, not a curated record. Gene Ontology annotation, molecular function: G protein-coupled receptor activity; olfactory receptor activity. Gene Ontology annotation, biological process: G protein-coupled receptor signaling pathway.